UUUGAACUAAGCCGCAUCCAAUGGAGACAAAUAUAAACAUGGGUGUGAAAUAAAAUAUUAAAUAUUUGCAGGAAUAAUUACCUCGUCGGCAAAGCAAGUGUUCCUCUCACUGAAAUCCAUAUGAAGCAAAUUGUCUUGGGAAUGAAUUUCACGCUCGGAUAGUGACAUAGAUGCACCACCAGUAUCAGUAUCUAUGUUAAAUACUGAGGAUAGAUUUGUACGUCUCCUAUUCAUCUUUUUGGAUCGGUAGAAACACCUUUUUUAUCGUAUUUUUAUCACAAAAUUUUCACUGGAAAAAGCGAAUGGGUUUUGUUUUUUUCACUCGCGCACAGCUGACUGCGAUUUGACAGUUGAAUUCCGAUACCCGUCACAGUUGGCGCUGUUCGCACUGACGGUACGGUACAAGUUCUCCCCUCCACUUUCUCCAAUUCUCCAACUCCAGUUUAGUCAGUUCAAUUUUUGUAGCGCAUUUGAACUGAAGUGGUUUGAUAUUUAAUCAAAAUUUGCUGAUUAGAGUGUGUUUUAUUGAGUGACCAGUGGGUUCAAUUGAUUCCUCAACACGUGCACUUUGAGAUAGUUAAGUGAUUGGAGUAUUGCAAUAAAUAUGGAAGAUGAUUAUCAGGCCAAGAGAUUUGCAUUUGACUACGAUAUGGAAGUCGAUCCGCUCUAUGCAACAAAGAUUGGGAGCAGUGAUUCAUCGAAUUUGCCAAUUGGUGCCGGUCAUACAAACAAGCAGGAUGGCAUUCAUGGAAAUUUGCCCAAUGAGAUAUCAGCCCCUUACGAAGUACCCCAGUUUCCCAUUGAACAGAUUGAAAAGAAGCUGCAAAUUCAGCGACAUAUUAAUGUUAUGGCCAUGGAGGAUAAGCAUAGUGUCCCAUCGGAGGUCACCACAAAGAGAGAAUCAUGCCAAACUGUCACGGACAGUGCAGCUGAUUUAGUAACAAAUUUUCAACGAGUCUCAAUUUCUGGUGAGGACACCAGUGGUGUUCCGCUGGAAGAUCUCGAGCAUGCAUCCAAGCUGAUCAUUGAGGCCAUCAAUAUGAGGCAGAGAUACAUGAAUUGGUCCAAUCAAGCCUUUCCAGUGACUCUGUCGAGUUAUUGCGAAACUAAGGGACACCUUGUGCUCCACGAAGAAAGGAAGACAAUUGCAGAUCAUCCAGUUCACGCAAUACCCUCUUCUGAUCCCUGGGCCAUUGAGGUGCCACCGGCCAAGGGGUACACCAUUAAGGCUGUCAAUGGAGUAUUUAAUCUCUUUCGUGAUCCCGAAUGCACCCAGAAUCUUGACUAUGUCUACCCUAAACUACCCGAAUUCAUUCAGGAUAUGCAGACAAUGUGUGCCAUGAUCGCCGAUGGACCUCUCAAAUCAUUUUGCUAUCGUCGAUUGAGCUAUCUCUACUCUAAAUUUCAGCUUCAUGUGCUCUUGAAUGAGCUGAGAGAGCUGGCCUCCCAGAAAGCUGUUCCCCAUCGAGAUUUCUAUAAUAUAAGAAAAGUCGAUACUCAUAUCCAUGCUGCUUCGUGCAUGAACCAAAAGCAUCUGCUGCGUUUUAUCAAGAAGACCCUCAAGACCAAUGCCGAUGAGGUCGUAACCGUGACAAAGGGUCAACCGAUGACACUGCAACAGGUGUUCCAGUCAAUGAAUCUGACCACUUACGAUCUCACUGUGGACAUGCUGGAUGUCCAUGCGGAUCGCAAUACUUUCCAUCGUUUUGAUAAAUUUAAUGCCAAAUACAAUCCCAUCGGCGAGUCAAGAUUGCGCGAAGUGUUUCUCAAAACGGACAACUAUCUCAAUGGCAAGUACUUUGCGCAGAUCAUUAAGGAAGUGGCUAGUGAUUUGGAAGAAUCAAAGUAUCAAAAUGCUGAGUUGAGAUUGUCAAUUUAUGGAAAGUCUAGGGAUGAAUGGGAUAAAUUGGCAAAAUGGGCCAUCAAUUCGAAUGUUUAUUCGGACAAUAUUCGCUGGCUCAUUCAGAUUCCCAGACUUUUUGACAUCUUCAAGACAAACAAACUGAUGACGUCAUUCCAGGAGAUUCUCGACAAUAUUUAUGCACCUUUGUUUGAGGUGACCAAUAACCCUGAGGAUCAUCCAGAACUCCAUAAAUUCCUGCAGUAUGUGAUUGGGUUUGACUCAGUAGAUGAUGAGUCAAAGCCAGAGAAUCCUCUUCUGGAUUAUGACAUCCCAGAACCUGAGCAGUGGAAUGAUGAGGAUAAUCCUCCUUAUGCUUACUACCUGUACUACAUGUAUGCCAAUAUGACCGUGCUGAAUCACUUCAGAAGAGAGCAAGGGCUGAAUACAUUUGUCCUGAGACCCCAUUGCGGUGAAGCAGGACCAGUUCAGCAUUUGGUCUGUGGCUUCAUGAUGGCUGAAAAUAUUUCCCAUGGAUUGCUGCUGAGAAAAGUUCCUGUCUUGCAGUAUCUGUACUAUCUGGCUCAGAUUGGCAUUGCCAUGUCUCCUCUAUCCAAUAAUUCCCUCUUCCUCAACUAUCACCGCAAUCCUCUGCCUGAGUACCUGGCCCGUGGACUCUGUGUCUCCCUCAGUACGGACGAUCCUCUGCAGUUUCACUUCACCAAGGAACCUCUCAUGGAGGAGUACAGCAUUGCAGCUCAAGUGUGGAAGUUGAGCUCGUGUGACAUGAGUGAAUUGGCGAGGAAUAGUGUGUCCAUGAGUGGCUUCCCGCAUAAGAUGAAGCAACACUGGCUGGGACCUAAUUAUACCCAGGAGGGAGUUGCUGGAAAUGAUGUCACACGAACCAAUGUUCCGGACAUUCGUGUGGCUUUCCGCUAUGAAACUCUCACUGAUGAACUUAAGAAUAUCUUUAAUACCAGCAAGAGCAAGAGGCAGUAAGAAUCCCUCGAUAUAUAAAGUAAUAUAUUUGUUAUCCCUAAUACAGCUGCCUUUUGACACUUCCCCAAGAGCUAUUCUCCAAAUCUCUCUAUAAUCCUGGGCCCAGGGAUGUUUUUUUUUCAAAAAAAAUAUUUGCACGAAAUUCCAGAGACUCUGGAGGAUCAGAUGCAAAAAUAAAAAAAAAAACAAUUUCUGGGCCCUGAAUACCUACCUUAAAUAUUAUCAUAUAUAUCUGUGUUGUGCUACUUAGCUAUUUGGGGGAGGUAGGACACUAAAUACAAGAAAAUCCUAGGGCACAUUAUUAAUCAAUUAUAAUCCCUUGUUACACUGUUGUUAGAAAUUGUAUUUAAACUAGAUGAGAAGAAAAUGUUUACACACACCCAAACUUUGAAUAAAGAUGUGGCAAAUAAA
This is a messenger RNA of Phlebotomus papatasi, 3250 nucleotides long. RefSeq names its product AMP deaminase 2. The record is from RefSeq and is a predicted model, not a curated record. Gene Ontology annotation, molecular function: AMP deaminase activity. NCBI's taxonomy places the organism in Eukaryota, Metazoa, Arthropoda, Insecta, Diptera, Psychodidae. Gene Ontology annotation, biological process: IMP salvage; AMP metabolic process. The coding region runs from base 605 to 2839 and encodes 744 amino acids. The transcript is spliced from 6 exons. Gene Ontology annotation, cellular component: cytosol.